Nannospalax galili (Upper Galilee mountains blind mole rat) is the source of this 936-nucleotide messenger RNA. RefSeq names its product olfactory receptor 51B4. Gene Ontology annotation, biological process: G protein-coupled receptor signaling pathway. Gene Ontology annotation, molecular function: G protein-coupled receptor activity; olfactory receptor activity. Gene Ontology annotation, cellular component: membrane. The coding region runs from base 1 to 936 and encodes 311 amino acids. The record is from RefSeq and is a predicted model, not a curated record. NCBI's taxonomy places the organism in Eukaryota, Metazoa, Chordata, Mammalia, Rodentia, Spalacidae. The transcript has a single exon.
AUGUGGUCCAACAACAGUGCUGCUCCUUUCUUGCUGACUGGCUUCCUGGGCUCAGAGGCAAUUCACCACUGGAUCUCCAUCCCUUUUGUUGUCAUUUACUUCUCCAUCCUUUUAGGGAAUGGCACACUUCUCUUCCUCAUUUGGAAUGACCACAGCCUUCACGAGCCCAUGUAUUACUUCCUGGCUGUGCUAGCAGGUACGGACCUUGGGAUGACGCUAACCACCAUGCCGACAGUGCUGAGUGUCCUGGUGCUGGACCACAGGGAGAUUGCACAUGGUGCCUGUUUCACUCAGUCCUACUUCAUCCACUCACUGGCCAUCGUAGAAUCAGGAGUCUUGCUUGCCAUGGCCUAUGACCGUUUCAUUGCCAUCCGCACCCCUUUGAGGUAUAACUCCAUUCUUACUAAUUCUAGAGUGAUGAAGGUAGCGCUGGGCGUAGUGAUGAGGGGCUUUGUGUCCAUUGUGCCCCCGAUCCUGCCUCUCUUUUGGUUCCCAUAUUGCCGUUCCCAUGUUCUUUCCCACGCCUUCUGCCUCCAUCAAGACGUCAUGAAACUUGCCUGUGCUGACAUCACCUUCAACCGCCUGUACCCAGUUGUUCUGGUUGCCUUAACUUUCUUCCUAGAUGCUCUGAUCAUUGUCUUCUCCUAUGUCCUCAUUCUGAAGACAGUUACGGGCAUCGCCUCUGGAGAGGAGCGAGCUAAGGCCCUCAACACGUGUGUCUCCCACAUUAGUUGUGUCCUGGUGUUCUACAUCACUGUGAUCGGUCUGACCUUCAUCCACAGGUUUGGGAAACACGCUCCACAUGUGGUGCAUAUCACCAUGAGCUACAUCUACUUUCUCUUUCCUCCAUUCAUGAACCCCAUCAUUUAUAGCAUCAAGACCAAGCAGAUUCAGAGAAGCAUUGUUCGCCUAUUGUCUGUGCACAGCAGGGCUUGA